AAUUAUUAUAAUUGUUUAGAGUAUGAAGUUUUCAGUUUUGUAUGAGUUUAAUCAACAGUUAACCCCUCAAUAAUUGAAUAAUAUUAACUUAUAAGUAUUAAGUAAUAAUUCUGUUUAAGUUCAUAAUGGUUAUUGCUUAAAAAAAAUAAAAUUAAACAAAAAUGGGAAACGCAUCGAGCUUAAAGAACCAUGUUGAAACAUCCAAAAAAACAGGUGUGCUAAAUUUAUCAGAUAGUCAUCUUAAACAGUUUCCAGAUUCUAUUGACGUGCUUCAUCCUAUGUUAAGAACUUUGGAGUUGUCUAAAAACAAAUUGAAAACAUUACCAAAAUCUAUUGGCCAAUUCAAAGAACUAAAGAUACUUAAUGUCAGCAACAACUCGUUAGAAAAUCUACCCGAAGAAAUAAACUGCUUGUCAAAGAUUGAAACAUUACAGGUGAAUUGUAAUUUAUUAAAGUCAAUACCUCCACUGAAUAAUUUGAUGUUUCUUAAACGCGCCUCGUUUGGAGAUAAUCAGCUUAGUAUAUUUCCGGAGUUUUUGUGCGAAUUAAAACAUUUGGAAGCAUUGGAUUUAUCUAAGAAUAACAUCACUCAAUUGCCUGAACUUAUAAAACAGUCAAGAUUAGUUGAAUUAAACCUAAAUCAAAAUCAAAUUAGAAAAUUGCCAUCUAGCUUAGCACAAUGCCCCAGACUGAAGACUUUGCGUGUAGAAGAAAAUUGUCUAGAACUAGAUGAUAUUCCAAAAGAAUUAUUAACAUCAUCUAAAGUGUCAUUAUUAUGUGUUGAGGGAAAUUUAUUUGAUAUGAAAUCUUUACUAGCCUUGGAAGAGUAUAGUGUAUACAUGACAAGAUAUACAGAAGUAAAAAAAAAAAUGUUUUAAACUAUUUUCUAAAUUUUCUAAUUU
Melanaphis sacchari is the source of this 902-nucleotide messenger RNA. RefSeq names its product leucine-rich repeat-containing protein 57-like. The coding region runs from base 162 to 878 and encodes 238 amino acids. NCBI's taxonomy places the organism in Eukaryota, Metazoa, Arthropoda, Insecta, Hemiptera, Aphididae. Gene Ontology annotation, molecular function: protein binding. The transcript has a single exon. The record is from RefSeq and is a predicted model, not a curated record.